AUGUGACGUCAUCAGCGGGAGUUAUGGCGGCUCGGCUCGUGCAGGUUUCUGUGUAACAGUGAAUUAAAGAUGAUUUUUCAGUGUUUACGAUGUUUUAUAGUUACCAAACUUGUUAGAAACCACAAGUGACAUAGCGAGAUACGGUGUGACCGUCAGACAAGAUGACGUCCAUCAUCAAACUGACGGCUCUGUCCGGUGUCCAGGAAGAAUCGGCUCUGUGUUACCUGUUACAGGUGGAUGAGUUUCGUUUCCUGCUGGACUGCGGCUGGGAUGAAAACUUCUCCAUGGACAUCAUUGAUUCCCUGAAGAGGUACGUACAUCAGGUGGAUGCAGUGUUGCUCUCUCAUCCUGAUCAACUUCACCUGGGAGCUUUGCCGUACGCUGUGGGCAAACUGGGGCUUAACUGCACCAUCUAUGCCACAAUCCCGGUCUACAAGAUGGGCCAGAUGUUCAUGUACGAUCUUUAUCAGUCUCGACACAACACAGAAGAUUUCGGUCUCUUCACCCUGGAUGAUGUGGAUUCAGCAUUUGACAAAAUCCAGCAGUUAAAAUACUCACAGAUCGUCAACUUGAAAGGAAAAGGUCACGGUCUGUCCAUCACCCCUCUGCCCGCCGGUCACAUGAUCGGUGGAACGAUCUGGAAAAUCGUUAAAGAUGGAGAGGAAGAGAUCGUGUAUGCCGUGGAUUUCAAUCACAAGAGGGAGAUUCAUCUGAACGGCUGUUCCCUGGAGACCAUCAGCAGACCGUCUCUCCUCAUCACCGACUCCUUCAAUGCUUCAUACGUGCAACCUCGCAGGAAACAGCGUGAUGAACAACUGCUCACCAAUGUCAUGGAGACCCUCCGCGGUGAUGGGAAUGUGUUGAUCGCUGUGGACACUGCGGGAAGAGUACUGGAGCUCGCACAACUUCUGGAUCAGAUCUGGAGGACCAAAGACGCAGGGCUGGGUGUCUACUCUCUCGCCCUGCUCAAUAACGUCAGCUACAAUGUGGUGGAGUUCUCAAAGUCCCAGGUGGAGUGGAUGAGCGAUAAACUCAUGCGAUGUUUCGAGGACAAACGCAACAACCCCUUCCAGUUUCGGCACCUGUCCCUCUGUCACGGUCUGUCAGAUCUGUCCCGUGUGCCGAGUCCCAAAGUGGUUCUGUGCAGCCAGCCCGACCUGGAGUCCGGUUUCUCACGAGAGCUCUUUAUUCAGUGGUGCCAGGACCCUAAAAACUCUGUGAUCCUUACGUAUCGGACCACACCGGGAACGCUGGCCCGCUACCUCAUUGAUAACCCAGGGGAGAAGAGGAUCGACCUGGAGAUAAGAAAACGCUGCAGACUGGAAGGCAGAGAACUGGAGGAAUACUUGGAGAAAGAAAAGAUGAAAAAAGAAGCUGCUAAGAAAUUGGAGCAGGCGAAAGAGGUGGAGUUGGACUCGAGUGAUGAGAGCGAUAUGGAAGAUGAUCUGGAGCAGCCAGCCGUGGUGAAGACCAAACAUCAUGAUCUGAUGAUGAAGGGCGAGGGAGGAAGGAAGGGCAGCUUCUUCAAACAGGCCAAGAAAUCUUACCCUAUGUUUCCCACACAUGAGGAGAGGAUUAAAUGGGACGAGUAUGGAGAAAUCAUCAGGCCGGAGGAGUUUCUGGUUCCUGAACUUCAAGCCACUGAAGAGGAGAAAAGUAAACUGGAGUCUGGAAUGACUAAUGGAGAUGAGCCGAUGGAGCAGGACCUGUCUGAUGUUCCCACUAAAUGUACCAGUAUCACACAAACAUUCGAUAUCAGAGCUCGAGUUACAUACAUCGAUUAUGAGGGUCGUUCUGAUGGUGACUCCAUUAAGAAGAUUAUAAACCAGAUGAAGCCCAGACAGCUGAUCAUUGUUCAUGGUCCACCUGAAGCCAGUCAAGAUCUGGCCGACUCCUGUAAGGCGUUCAGUGGAAAAGACAUCAAAGUUUAUACUCCUAAACUUCACGAGACUGUGGACGGCACCAGUGAAACACACAUUUAUCAGGUGAGACUGAAGGAUUCAUUGGUCAGCUCUCUUCAGUUCUGUAAAGCCAAAGACACGGAGCUGGCCUGGAUCGAUGGCGUCCUGGACAUGCGUGUGGAGAAAGUGGAUACAGGAGUCAUCGCAGAGGUUGGAGAUGUGAAGGAUGAAGGGGAGGAUGGAGAUCAGGCCAUGGAUGUCUCAGCGGACCUGAUGACUGAACCCAGCAGCGCAGCUAACCAGCGGGCCAUGAAGACUUUGUUUGGAGAGGAUGAGCGAGAGAUCUCGGAGGAGAGUGAUGUCAUACCAACUCUCGAACCCCUGCCUGCUCAUGAAGUACCAGGUCAUCAGUCUGUGUUCAUCAAUGAACCGAGACUAUCGGACUUUAAACAGGUUCUUCUGCGUGAAGGGAUCCAGGCGGAGUUUGUCGGUGGAGUGUUGGUGUGUAAUAAUCUAGUGGCUGUGAGGAGAACGGAGGCUGGUCGUAUCUGUCUGGAGGGUUGUCACUGUGAUGAUUACUAUAGGAUUCGUCAGCUGUUGUAUCAGCAGUAUGCUGUCAUUUAGCUCUUUAAUCCAGAGCUCACAUCACUCUUUUUGGGACUACAGCUCCGAUUUUUCAUUUUGUAGGUUUUGAGUUGUGUAUAUUUCAUUGUUUUUCCCCAUGAGCUUCCGUCUGGACUAAAGAUGAUGUUUUGUUCAGAACUGCUCAAUGCAAUGUUUUUUUACAUUUGUUUUGUUUGCUGAUAAAUUUCAGUUUUGGUAAUGAAA
This is a messenger RNA of Paramisgurnus dabryanus, 2729 nucleotides long. It is a transcript of the gene cpsf2, whose product is annotated as cleavage and polyadenylation specific factor 2. Gene Ontology annotation, cellular component: mRNA cleavage and polyadenylation specificity factor complex. Gene Ontology annotation, molecular function: RNA binding. The record is from RefSeq and is a predicted model, not a curated record. Gene Ontology annotation, biological process: mRNA 3'-end processing by stem-loop binding and cleavage. Lineage: Eukaryota; Metazoa; Chordata; Actinopteri; Cypriniformes; Cobitidae.